AUGUUCACCAUCACUCCCUUGCUCGGGGCGCAGAGCACGUCUCGAGCCUCGCAGUCAAUCCUCGAGUUGGAUGGUGGUAUCAAAGUCUUGGUGGACGUGGGAUGGGACGAACGGUUCGACACCCGCCAGCUCGCCGAGAUCGAGAAACAUGCCUCUACUCUAUCAUUCAUCCUCCUCACGCACGCCACGACGUCGCAUGUCGGCGCAUUUGCGCACUGCUGCAAACACAUCCCCGUCUUUACCCAGAUCCCCGUCUACGCCACACCGCCUGUCAUUGCCUUCGGCCGGACUCUCCUCCAAGACCUCUACUCCUCUUCUCCAUUGGCAGCCACGUUCAUACCCGGCUCGAGCUCCCCUGAAGAUGCAACCGGCGUCGACGACAAAACCCGCUCCCAUAUCCUACGGCAGGCCCCGACAUUCGAAGAGAUCAACAAGUAUUUCACUUUGAUCACGCCCCUCAAAUACUCACAACCUCACCAACCGACACCCUCCUCAUUUUCCGCGCCCAUUGAGGGUCUUACAUUGACAGCUUACAACUCUGGUCAUACGCUGGGUGGCACAAUAUGGCACAUACAACAUGGGAUGGAGUCAAUAGUGUACGCCGUGGAUUGGAACCAAGCCCGAGAGAACGUUCUAGCCGGAGCAGCCUGGUUCGGAGGUGUUGGAGGCGCCGAAGUCAUCGAACAACUGCGCAAGCCUACUGCCCUCGUUUGCAGCAGCAUUGGCGCGACGAGAGCCGCGCUGUCGGGUGGUCGGAGAGCCCGUGAUGAAGCUCUGUUGGCGCAUAUCAAGAUCUGUGUCGCUAAGGGUGGUACAGUUCUCAUUCCCACCGACUCAAGCGCAAGGGUUUUGGAAUUGGCCUGGAUCCUUGAAAAGGCCUGGUCCGAUCCUACAAACGCCACCUCUUUAAAACCUGCGAGAGUAUACCUAGCCAGUAGAUCCGGUAACGCCACGCUGCGGCAUGCCAGGAGUCUGCUUGAAUGGAUGGACGACAGCAUUGUGCGGGAAUUUGAGGGCGAGGACGACAACCCGGCGCCGGUGCAAAAGCACAGAAGAAGUGGCAGCAAGCAGAUCAAUGGAAAAGACGAACCUUCACGGCCUUUUGAAUUCCAGAACAUCAAGAUUGUGGAGCGGAGAAGCCAAAUGGACAGGCUCUUGAAGGCCGGAGGGGCUCGAGUCAUCCUGGCAAGUGAUGUAACGAUGGAUUGGGGCUUUUCUCGAUCACUGUUGGAGCAUGUGGUCCAGAGACCCGAGAAUCUGGUGGUUCUGACCGAACGAAUGUACACGCGCCCGGGCUCGCAAAGCCCGAGUCAAGUAUUCUGGAAUUGGUACGAAGAGCGUCAGGAUGGCGUCGCUCUCGAAAAGGGGCUCCCCACGGGUGACUGGCUGGAGCAGGUACAAAGUGGAGGGAAAACGCUCAAGCUACGAAAUUCAACAAAGGCACCAUUGAAUACACAAGAGAAUCAAAGAUAUCAACAAUACAUGGCGACUCAAAGGCAAAUACAAGAUUCUCUCACUUCAGCCGCCGAACGAGACAAGGCUGGCGCAGACGAUAACAUCGAUGAUGAAUCCAGCUCCUCCUCCUCGGACGAGUCAGACGACGAACAACAGGGUCGGGUUCUGAACGUGUCAGCCGCUCUUGGUCACGGAGCACGGAAUAAGCUGGCACUGAGCGAUGCGGAUCUCGGGGUCAACAUCCUCGUCCGCAAGAAAGGUGUUUAUGAUUACGACGUGCGCAAUAAGAAGGGACGAAAUGGGCUCUUCCCAUAUACGCAUUCGCGGCGGCGUGGUGACGAGUUUGGAGAUUUUAUCAAGCCAGAAGAUUUCCUGAGAGAGGAGGAGAAAGAGGACCACGACGCAGCGAAUGACACCAAGGCUGGAGGUCAGCUCGGACAGAAGCGUAAGUGGGACGAGGCGAACAAUCCCAGGCACACACAACACAAGAAACAUCGAGGAGCCCCGGCGCGAGCGACAUCUCGCGAGCCUGCGGCGGACUCGGACACAGAGAAUUCGGAUGACGACGACGACGAAGUCGAGCGAGAGGGCUUCCAGGGCCCGGCCAAGGUGGUAUAUUCGACCUCUGAAAUUACGGUUAAUGCCAAGCUGGCCUUUGUGGAUUUUGCUGGAUUACACGAUCAACGCAGUCUGCAAAUGCUGAUCCCCUUGAUUGGACCGAAGAAGUUGAUCCUUGUCGGUGGAAAUCCUGCUGACACGGUUGCUCUGGCCACUGAUUGCAAGGAGCUUCUCGGGAUGAAAGUGAUUGGAGCAGGAGACGAAUCAGCCACGGAAAUAUUUACUCCCACCGAGGGCCAAACUGUGGAUGCAAGUGUCGACACGAACGCGUGGGUUGUCAAGCUCAGUCGUAAUCUGGCGAAAACGCUCCAUUGGCAGAAUGUGAAGAACAUGGGAGUGGUGACUAUCCAGGGUCAGCUCAGGGGCGAGCCCUCGGGAGACAAUCUGCAGGAGGAUCCGCAGACCAAGAAGCAGAAAUUUGACACGGCGGUAUCUCUUGCAGCUGACUCUACGCCGGCACCUCCGGUCGAGCCCGUUCUCGAUGUACUGCCCGCGAGCCUGGCGGCGUCGACAAGAUCCGUCUCCCAUGCCAUUCACGUCGGCGACCUGCGUCUCGCUGAGCUGCGAAGAUUGAUCACGCUGGAUGGUCAUAUCGCCGAAUUCCGCGGCGAAGGCACGCUGCUAGUCGACGGCAUGAUCGCCGUCCGAAAGCUCGGCACAGGGAAGAUCAUCUUGGAGGGAGUGCCAGUCAGUGCCACGGCCCUGACUCCGCAUAAGAUGGAUGAUUUCACGCGAGUGAAGCAGAAAAUCUAUGACGGACUCGCAGUUGUUGCUGCCAGUUGA
Messenger RNA from Fonsecaea erecta, 2856 nucleotides. RefSeq lists its product as hypothetical. The record is from RefSeq and is a predicted model, not a curated record. Gene Ontology annotation, molecular function: RNA binding. The transcript has a single exon. Gene Ontology annotation, biological process: mRNA 3'-end processing by stem-loop binding and cleavage. Bases 1 to 2856 code for a protein of 951 amino acids. Gene Ontology annotation, cellular component: mRNA cleavage and polyadenylation specificity factor complex. Lineage: Eukaryota; Fungi; Ascomycota; Eurotiomycetes; Chaetothyriales; Herpotrichiellaceae.